AAAUAUAUAUAUAACAGAGUGACAUUUUCUGAGUACUAUACUAUAACCUUUCUUAUCUUCUCUCUGUACUCCUUCAGCUUCCAAAAAUCAUAAAAGGCGAAACCCAAUUGAGGAAUGGAAGGGUUAACAGGGCUUAGUCACCUAUUUGUGACAAUGUUUCUAGCAGGGUUUGGAGGAAUUAUAGUUAUGCCUUCAAUAACAGAUGUCACCAUGGCUGCACUUUGUCCUGGUCAAGAUGAAUGCUCUCUUGCCAUUUACCUCUCUGGUUUCCAACAAGUUAUGAUAGGAAUUGGGUCAGUAAUGACAACGCCACUAAUUGGGAAUUUGUCUGACCGGUACGGCAGGAAAGCCUUGAUCACACUUCCUCUCACUGUCUCUCUCAUUCCUCAAGCUAUAUUGGCAUAUAGCAGGGAUACAAAAUUCUUCUAUGCAUACUAUGUGGUCAAAACUCUUGCUGCCUUAGCAGGCGAAGGCAGCUUCCAUUGCCUAGCUCUUGCAUAUGUGGCCGAUAUAGUUCCAGUUGGAAAACGAGCAUCAGCAUUUGGAAUACUAGCUGGUGUUGGAUCUGCAUCGUUUGUUGGCGGAACAUUAGCUGCUAGAUUCCUAUCCGCGGCAUUAACAUUUCAGGUUGCUUCAGUCUCCUCAAUGAUAGGAUUGGUCUACAUGAGAAUUUUCCUUAAGGAAAGUGCACCUAUGAGGCAGCCAUUAUUGAAAGAGGCAGAGGAACCAUGCAUUGAACAGUGUGAGGAUGAUUUGCCACAAAGAACAUUUAAGAAACUACCUUCAAUGGGGGACUUAAUUUGUUUGCUUAAGUGUAGCCCUACAUUCUCACAAGCAGCAAUUGUUUUACUCUUCAAUAGUCUUGCAGACGGCGGCUCGAUGGCUGUAACAAUGUAUUAUUUGAAGGCACGUUUUCAAUACAACAAAAAUCAGUUUGCCGAUUUGAUGAUGAUUUCCGGGAUUGGAGCUACUCUGACACAACUAUUUCUCAUGCCCAUAUUAGUACCCGCUGUUGGCGAGGAGAAGUUGCUCACAACAGGGCUCUUUGUUUCCUGCAUAAGUAUGUUGAUGUACAGUAUAUCGUGGUCAGCAUGGGUUCCUUAUGCUCUAGCAGGUUUCUCUGUUUUAGGAGUUCUAGUGCGCCCAUCUCUAACCAGCAUUGCAUCCAAACAAGUUGGACCUAAUGAACAGGGAAUGGUUCAAGGAUGUCUCUCAGGAAUCACUUCCGCCGCCAACAUCAUAUCUCCGUUAAUUUUCAGUCCACUGACAGCCUUAUUCCUGUCAGAAGAUGCACCAUUUAAUUUUCCUGGAUUCAGCCUAAUGUGCCUUGGGCUAACACUGAUGACAGCAUUUUUCCUUAGCCUAAUGAUUCGUGCUCCCCCUCCUAUUAUGGGUGACAAAGUUAGUAGUAACCGCUGCACAGAAACCUUGGUCUGAGGUGGUAGAUAAGUCUGCUUACUAUUUGAGCGCAGAAGCAACAAAAAUUAUCUAUCGUUCAUUAUUUUGCCUCUCCAAAAUUGUUGUACAUAGCCUAUGAGAGAAAAGUUGCAAAGUAAUAGAAUGAACCAUACUUUAGGCACAUAUUCUAAUUCUACAUUAGACAUGUAUGCUUUGACACCUGGAGAGCAAGAACACUCAAUAUCGAAUUAGAGAAACAGGGACAUGAUUCAGUUAAAGUUGGUUUUGAAAAUAGUAAUCAGGUGAACCAACGGCUAAAUCACAGAAUUCCCUGCAAUUAUAGAGAGGAAAUGUGGUGUGUAUUUAUGAGCCACAGUAUUAUCUCAUCAGUUGUGUUUGAAACCUUUUCAAUCUUCAUUCUUCAAUAUUAUGUAUUGUAUUCAAACAGUCUUGGAGUUUCCUCUAGUUAGAGGGGCCCGUUGUACACUCAAGUUUCCACGUAUAAUUUAGUGAAAGACAGUGUGUUUUUUAGUAUGAUUUAUGUUAUGGUUGACUGAAUUCAAUCAA
Molecule: messenger RNA, 1965 nt
Organism: Medicago truncatula (barrel medic)
Lineage: Eukaryota; Viridiplantae; Streptophyta; Magnoliopsida; Fabales; Fabaceae
Product: hippocampus abundant transcript-like protein 1
Exons: 14
Coding region: 115-1437 (440 amino acids)
Biological process (GO): transmembrane transport
Molecular function (GO): transmembrane transporter activity
Source: RefSeq, a predicted model, not a curated record